This is a messenger RNA of Ailuropoda melanoleuca (giant panda), 2915 nucleotides long. RefSeq names its product ankyrin repeat domain 34B (gene ANKRD34B). The transcript has 4 exons. Gene Ontology annotation, molecular function: protein binding. NCBI's taxonomy places the organism in Eukaryota, Metazoa, Chordata, Mammalia, Carnivora, Ursidae. The record is from RefSeq and is a predicted model, not a curated record. The coding region runs from base 1317 to 2861 and encodes 514 amino acids.
UUUUUUUUUCUAAAGGGCCCAUUUCAGUGGGUUAUUUUCCUAAUAAAAGAAGCCUGCCCAGAGGUAAGUUUACUUUCCCCCUCUGAGGACUCAAAACUACAAACUAGUUUUGACUGACAUUAAUUGAACAACAACAAAAAAUAGUCAUAGUCUUUUCUCCACCAGACGAUCCCUGAUAAAUGAAGUUAAAACCACUACAGCACAGUUUACCACAUAAAAUACACAUUUUGUCAAAUUUUGUUGAAGUGUUAUAUUAAUGUUUUAGUAAUAGUGUAGUAAAGUUUAAAAAAUAGUGUAAUCAAGUUAUGAACUCAUAAAAACAAAAACAAGAACGGUUGCUCCCACCAACACCCCAACCUGAUGUGAGACUCGGGCUCUACCUAAGGCGGGUAGAAGGACGGGAAGGGGGAAGAAGGAGCCGUGGGAGACAGACACAUGGACCAGCCUGGUCGAUUCUGAACUGGAGAGAGAGAUGCAGGUAUGGACAGGGGAAACCAGAGGCCGGGAGGUAGGGAUGGCGGUGUCCCGGCAGUGAAGACCCUUCCGCCCCUGUUCUGUGCAAAGUCGGCCCCGCCAAAGCGCCGCGGCUGCCGUGAGGUGUGUGUGUGUGCAUGUGUGCGUGUGUGUGUGUGCGUGUGUGUGUGUGUGUGUGUGUCUGGUGGGGCUACUUGUGGGGACGUAGGGCGGAGCUUCGGGGACAGACUUUGGCCCCGGGGUCCGAACAGACUUUGGCCCCGCCACCCCCACCUGCCAUGCAGCUGGGAACCAGCGCGUCACUCCCAGCGGAAACGCCGCACCGCCCGGGCGUCUGGCGAGGUGCGCGCCUCCCGUCCCCCGCUCCGACGCUUCGCGGCUCGGGGCCCGCCGCCCGCCUCUCACGGCCGAGCAGGGGCGGGGACAGGGCAGCACCUACCGGAAUCCGCGACUCCGACCGCCGAGGAGCCUCCGAAGACAAGCCAGCCCGGACGGCACCCUGGAGACUGGCGCCGAGGGUCCGAGCCUACCCGUGAGUGGGAGGCGCCGACGUCGGCUUGACAGCGCGUCCCAGGUUCGUGUGCGACGGCGCCUCUGCAGAAGCACCACGGGCUCGCUCGUUCUCGCUCUCGGGAAAAACUGAGGAAACAAGCUUGGUUCCCGGACCCAGCGGGGACCGUGGCUGCCAGAAUCCAACAGCUUGGAAAUCCUAUCACCUUGGUUCCCUGAGACUUGGAGUAGGAGCUGACAGCUGGCUGACAAAAAAACUCAUCCAGGGAGAGAAAAGACAUAAGUAUGAAAUUUUGAAUAACGUUUUCAGGUAUUGAUUCUGACUUUUGAAAAUGGAUGAAGGUGUAGAAAUUUCAAGUGAUGGGAAUUCCCUCAUCAAAGCAGUCCAUCAGAGCCGACUUCGCCUCACAAGACUCUUGCUAGAAGGUGGUGCCUACAUUAAUGAGAGCAAUGACCGUGGAGAAACACCUUUAAUGAUCGCUUGUAAGACCAAACAUGUCGAUCACCAGAGUGUCAGUAAAGCCAAAAUGGUUAAAUACCUGUUAGAAAACAAUGCUGACCCCAACAUACAGGAUAAAUCUGGGAAAACUGCUUUGAUGCAUGCUUGCUUAGAAAAAGCUGGUCCUGAAGUUGUUUCCUUGCUCCUAAACAGUGGGGCUGAUCUCAGUUUGCAAGACCAUUCUAGUUAUUCGGCCCUUGUUUAUGCUAUAAAUUCAGAGGAUAGAGAAACCCUGAAAGUUCUACUUAGCGCUUGCAAGGCAAAAGGGAAAGAGGUCAUUAUCAUAACGACAGCGAAAUCACCCUCUGGUAGGCACACUACCAAACAGUACUUAAAUAUGCCUCCUGUAGAUAUAGAUGGGUGUCAUUCCCCAGCCUCCUGUGCCACUCCUUCAGAAAUAGACAUAAAAACAGCCUCGUUGCCACUUUCACAGUCUUCUGAAACUGAAAUGACACUUUUUGGCUUGAAAGGUCUGGAGCCCUCAGGAAGCAGUGAUGAUACACAGGACCCAGGGUCCCCUAUGAGGAAGCCUGCUAUGGCCUCUAAUGGGCCCAAGCUACCCCAGGCUCCAACCUGGAUCAAGAGUCCUCCCUUAUUAAUGCAUCAAAACAGAGUGGCCUCCUUGCAAGAGGAGCUCCAGGAUAUUACUCCAGAGGAAGAAUUAUCCUACAAAACCAAUGGGCUGGCACUUUCCAAGCGAUUCAUCACUAGGCACCAAAGUAUUGACGUAAAAGACACUGCUCAUUUGCUAAGAGCCUUUGAUCAGGCCAGCUCAAGAAAGAUGUCAUACGAUGAAAUAAAUCAUCAGUCAUUUUUUUCAGAAGGAAGCCAGCAAUGCAUUGAAAUCCCUGCUGACCCAGAUCCAGACUCUAACCAGACAAUCUUUGCUUCCACCUUAAGAAGUAUAGUUCACAAAAGAAACUCAGGGGCAAAUCACUACAGCUCUGAUUCCCAGCUCUCGGCUGGUCUCAACCCUACAACUAUAGAAGAUGGCAAAGCACUUAUAGGAAAGAAAAAGAUCUUCUCGCCAUCUCCUUCCUUGUUGUCAGGGCCCAAAGAAUCACUGGAGAAUAUUUCAGCAGGUCCCUUGAGCAGGAGAAAUCAUGCACUUUUAGAAAGGCGUGGUUCAGGAGCUUUCCCUUUAGAUCACAAUAUUACGCCAGCCAGAUCAGGAUUUCUGCCACCCUUAAAUGUGAAUCCUUACCCCCCCAUCUCAGAUAUCAAUGUCAAUAACAAGAUUCCCAGCCUCCUUUCUUGUGGUCAAAAAGUGCUUAUGCCAACAGUUCCUAUGUUUCCUAAAGAAUUCAAAAGUAAAAAAAUGUUGUUAAGGAGACAAUCAUUGCAAACAGAACAAAUUAAGCAAUUAGUAAAUUUUUAAGAGACGGCUACAAGGCACAUUUUGUUCAUAUGUCUACAUCAGAGAAAUAUAGAA